Messenger RNA from Danaus chrysippus (African queen), 1542 nucleotides. The record is from the annotation of a GenBank genome assembly. NCBI's taxonomy places the organism in Eukaryota, Metazoa, Arthropoda, Insecta, Lepidoptera, Nymphalidae.
AUGCCUGCACUUCUAAAGUUGGGACGAAAAGUUGUAGCGAGCGAGCGUCGCAUCUCCCAGCAUUCGCGGUCCGACGCUAGCGAGGCACGGUUGGUGCCUCCGCGCUCGCCGCUGGUCGAUCUUAACUUUACAGCAUACAUUUUUACAAUUAACACCAUGAGGGUCCCGAAGACCCUGCUGCUGCUGUUCGCUGUAGUCAUCGCAAAGGUGUCAUCGAGUAAAAUUUUUUGGGACGAGGAAGACGAUGUUUCGAACGAGUUCUUAGAAGUGGGCAGCUUCUUGGGAAGGUUUAAACGACAAUUAACGGCGACACCACCACCUGAGAACAACGAGAGUGUCACGGCCGAUGACGAAGAGUCGAUUGACAAUGACAAUGAUUUCGACGAAGGUUCCGGACUCUCGGGUGGCCGGUUGGAGACAGAAUUCAAAGAAAAAACCCUUCACGUGUCCUUCGUGGUUAAUCAGCCAUAUCAGACGGAAUACUCCAACCGAGACUCAGUGGAAUUCCAGAAUUUCUCACAGUCUCUAGCUGAAGCGGUUAACGCUGUCUUUCAAAAUCUCCCUGGAACCCACAGAGCUAGUCUUGUGCGAAUCCAAUCCCGGCCAACAGACGAGUUCACAUGCAAGGUCACAUUAGAAAUAGUUACUAUGGGUUAUGAAACUGAUAGAAUUACCGAAAUACUUCGGGACUACAUCAGGAAGAAGAGGACCCUUGGAAAUGUUGCCGUGGACGAUGUGGGUUUCAGCUCCACCGUCAUUGACCCAGGAAAUAAUACUCCAUUGGACACCUGCACCAUUGAUGAGAUCAGAUGCUACGAUGGUCGUUGUGUGCCAGAGACGGCAAGAUGCGAUGGAAAAAAUGAUUGUUCCGAUGGCUAUGAUGAAUUAAACUGUGCUGAAUUGGAUAACGAAGAUGAUGAAGGAGAAGAUCAGGACCAAGAUUUAGAUCAAGAUCAGGACCAGGAUGUGGAUCAGGAUCCCGAUCAAGAUCAAGACUUAGACCAAGACCAAGAUCCAGAUGUAGAUCAGGAACAAAACCAAAAUCAGGAACAAAACCAAAAUCAGGAUCAAAACCAAAAUCAGGAUCAAAACCAAAAUCAGGAUCAAAACCAGAACCAAGAUAACGAUCAAAGUCAGGGUGAAAACCCAGACCAAUCUCAAAAUGGAGACAGUGACCCAUACCAAACUUCUGAACAAUAUAUCCCUGUAGAUAGCGGCAGGGAAUCAGACUAUAAUAAUAAUGGUAAUAAUGACAAUUCCAUCGAUAACAAUGUCAACGGUGUCGAUUCCGACGUAGCUACUUCGGAUCCAUUGGAUUUUGGACCAUCGGAAGAUAAUCGUGAAAACGCCGGAGACCCUGACGUCAAUUCCUGGACCGAAAGACCAGGAUGUCAAGGCAAUGAUAUAAGCUGUGAUGAAACUCGGUGCAUCUCAAUUGACAUGAGAUGUGACGGUAGACAAGACUGCGACGAUGGCACCGAUGAAGCUGAUUGCCUUAAUAUAGCGCUAAGAGCUAAGACGUUAGCUAAGAGCGAUGGCUGA